AUGGAGAAAAUUCACAGUGAAACUUUUAAUGAUUGGUUUAAAGCUAAAGUUAGGGAAAUGGAGCAAGCAAAUGGUUGUGAUAGUAUUCAUGAAGACAUUCGUCACUUGGCUGUUGGUCCAAGUAGAUGGGCUAGACGAUAUUCCGGCGAAACUGAAGAUGAUAGUUACAUACAACAACCUAAUGAUGUGGAUAUUGUACAUAAUGACACAUCGUGGGCUAGAGCAGAUGUUGAAGGUGUCACACUUGACCCACCAAGUCCCAAGGCUAAAAGGAGUCGCCGCUUUGGUGAAGUUGACCCUAAUGAUUUAAGCUCAAGUGACGAAGAAAUAAUGUACGCUAGUGAUGGAUCUGAUGCUCCAAGUGAUGAUGAUGACUUUUUUGAACAAAGAAAUGUGGCAAAUGAGGAUAGCGAGGCUUAA
Messenger RNA from Oldenlandia corymbosa var. corymbosa, 420 nucleotides. The record is from the annotation of a GenBank genome assembly. Lineage: Eukaryota; Viridiplantae; Streptophyta; Magnoliopsida; Gentianales; Rubiaceae.